GGGCGGUGGGGAGGAGGCGGCGCGGGAGAGGGCGGCGGCGAGACAGACGGAGAGCAGCGGGGAGAACGAGGACCGGGCUGGGCAGGUGGGACAAGGCAGGGAGGCGCCGGAGAGGCCGGACUGGAAGGGGGGAGAAGGGCGGCGGCGCCGCGGAGGGGGACUGGCGCUUCCUGCGGGAGUGCGCGAAGCCCGAGUCGGCACCUGGGCCCGGAUUCGGGCUGGGAGCGCGGCCGCGGCCGGGCCAGGCAGGGUAAGGGAGCCGGGCCGCCCGCGGGGUCCCUACAGGGAGCAGCGGGGCACCUGAGGCCUGCGGGUCCUGGAGGGGCCUAGGGCCGCGCUCCGCAGGCUCCGGCCGUCCCGGCAGGGGGUCUUUGUAAGCGCUCCAGGAGAGCGAGUCGGGAGUGCGGAGCCGGGUGUGCGCGCCCGGGUGUGCGCGUGUGUGCGCGAGUGUGGGCGCCGGGCAGUGGGGGCGCGCGGUAGAGAUUCUGCUGGCAUCGCGGCGUGGCGAGCAGGAGGCAGGAGCGGGACGCGCAGGGGAGCCGGGACCCUCCCGCGCACACGCACAUGCACACGCUGCGCGCUCUCACGCGCACAAACACGCCCUCCCUGCCGCGCUCGCCGCCGCGGCCACCAUCGCGGAGCCGAGCCCUGCGGAGCGGGAACCGGAGCCAGAGCGGGGACCGGAGGCAGCGGAGCCAGGGGAUGCCGGCCUGGAGCGGAGCCGCGCGCGGACGGCGCGCCCGGGACGCCCCCGGCACCCACAGGCCCUGAGGCUCCAGUGCCCAAAGGCAGAGAGGGCGACUGAGUCCAGCCCAGGCUGAGCCCCACCCAGCUGUACUCCCCAGACACCCACCCAACCCGAGGUCUUGCUCUGCUGCCCAGACAGGGAGUACAGUGGCACAAUCAUGACUCAUGGCAACCUCAACCUCGCUGGCUCAAGUGAUCCUCUCACCUCAGCCUCCUCACUAGCUGGGACCACAGGUGUCCCACCGAGGAGGCCCUGAUCUUGAGCCCGGAGCCCUGAGCCCUGAGCCGAUGCUUGAGGAUCUUAUGACCAUGAUCUGGCUACCUUGAGUCUGUGGGGCUACACAGCCUUCAGCCUGCAUCUCCAGGACUCUGACUCUAUCCAGCUCCUGGACCAGCUCCCAAGUCUACUCCUGACCCCAGCCUGGACCAAGGGGACUCCUCAAGCUUUGGGACCCAGCAGGACACAGCAGCAGUCAGGUGCAUGCUGGGACCGCAACGGACAGGCUGCCGCACCCCAGGCCCCCAGAGGCCAGUCUAUUUGCCUCCCAACGCCAUCUGACCCAGGUGAGCGAGAGGAUGCUGGCGGGGGGCGUGAGGAGCAUGCCCAGCCCCCUCCUGGCCUGCUGGCAGCCCAUCCUCCUGCUGGUGCUGGGCUCGGUGCUGUCAGGCUCGGCCACGGGCUGCCCUCCCCGCUGCGAGUGCUCCGCCCAGGACCGUGCUGUGCUGUGCCACCGCAAGCGUUUUGUGGCAGUCCCCGAGGGCAUCCCCACCGAGACACGCCUGCUGGACCUAGGCAAGAACCGCAUCAAAACGCUCAACCAGGACGAGUUCGCCAGCUUCCCGCACCUGGAGGAGCUGGAGCUCAACGAGAACAUCGUGAGCGCCGUGGAGCCCGGCGCCUUCAACAACCUCUUCAACCUCCGGACGCUGGGUCUCCGCAGCAACCGCCUGAAGCUCAUCCCGCUAGGCGUCUUCACUGGCCUCAGCAACCUGACCAAGCUGGACAUCAGCGAGAACAAGAUCGUUAUCCUGCUGGACUACAUGUUCCAGGACCUGUACAACCUCAAGUCACUGGAGGUUGGCGACAAUGACCUCGUCUACAUCUCCCACCGCGCCUUCAGCGGCCUCAACAGCCUGGAGCAGCUGACGCUGGAGAAAUGCAACCUGACCUCCAUCCCCACCGAGGCGCUGUCCCACCUGCACGGCCUCAUCGUCCUGCGGCUCCGGCACCUCAACAUCAAUGCCAUCCGGGACUACUCCUUCAAGAGGCUGUACCGACUCAAGGUCUUGGAGAUCUCCCACUGGCCCUACUUGGACACCAUGACACCUAACUGCCUCUACGGCCUCAACCUGACGUCCCUGUCCAUCACACACUGCAAUCUGACCGCUGUGCCCUACCUGGCCGUCCGCCACCUAGUCUAUCUCCGCUUCCUCAACCUCUCCUACAACCCCAUCAGCACCAUUGAGGGCUCCAUGUUGCAUGAGCUGCUCCGGCUGCAGGAGAUCCAGCUGGUGGGCGGGCAGCUGGCCGUGGUGGAGCCCUAUGCCUUCCGCGGCCUCAACUACCUGCGCGUGCUCAAUGUCUCUGGCAACCAGCUGACUACGCUGGAGGAAUCGGUCUUCCACUCGGUGGGCAACCUGGAGACACUCAUCCUGGACUCCAACCCGCUGGCCUGCGACUGUCGGCUCCUGUGGGUGUUCCGGCGCCGCUGGCGGCUCAACUUCAACCGGCAGCAGCCCACGUGCGCCACGCCCGAGUUCGUCCAGGGCAAGGAGUUCAAGGACUUCCCUGAUGUGCUACUGCCCAACUACUUCACCUGCCGCCGCGCCCGCAUCCGGGACCGCAAGGCCCAGCAGGUGUUUGUGGACGAGGGCCACACGGUGCAGUUUGUGUGCCGGGCCGAUGGUGACCCGCCGCCUGCCAUCCUCUGGCUCUCACCCCGAAAGCACCUGGUCUCAGCCAAGAGCAAUGGGCGGCUCACAGUCUUCCCUGAUGGCACGCUGGAGGUGCGCUACGCCCAGGUACAGGACAACGGCACGUACCUGUGCAUCGCGGCCAACGCGGGCGGCAACGACUCCAUGCCCGCCCACCUGCAUGUGCGCAGCUACUCGCCCGACUGGCCCCAUCAGCCCAACAAGACCUUCGCCUUCAUCUCCAACCAGCCGGGCGAGGGAGAGGCCAACAGCACCCGCGCCACUGUGCCUUUCCCCUUCGACAUCAAGACCCUCAUCAUCGCCACCACCAUGGGCUUCAUCUCUUUCCUGGGCGUCGUCCUCUUCUGCCUGGUGCUGCUGUUUCUCUGGAGCCGGGGCAAGGGCAACACGAAGCACAACAUCGAGAUCGAGUAUGUGCCCCGAAAGUCGGACGCAGGCAUCAGCUCCGCCGACGCGCCCCGCAAGUUCAACAUGAAGAUGAUAUGAGGCCGGGGCGGGGGGCAGGGACCCCCGGGCGGCCGGGCAGGGGAAGGGGCCUGGCCGCCACCUGCUCACUCUCCAGUCCUUCCCACCUCCUCCCUACCCUUCUACACACGUUCUCUUUCUCUCUCCCGCCUCUGUCCCCUGCUGCCCCCCGCCAGCCCUCACCACCUGCCCUCCUUCUACCAGGACCUCAGAAGCCCAGGCCUGGGGACCCCACCUACACAGGGGCAUUGACAGACUGGAGUUGAAAGCCGACGAACCGACACGCGGCAGAGUCAAUAAUUCAAUAAAAAAGUUACGAACUUUCUCUGUAACUUGGGUUUCAAUAAUUAUGGAUUUUUAUGAAAACUUGAAAUAAUAAAAAGAGAAAAAAACUAUUUCCUAUAGCUAGUCGGAAUGCAAACUUUUGACGUCCUGAUUGCUCCAGGGCCCUCUUCCAACUCAGUUUCUUGUUUUUCUCUUCCUCCUCCUCCUCUUCUUCCUCCUUUCUCUUCUCUUCCCCAGUGGGGAGGGAUCACUCAGGAAAACAGGAAAGGAGGUUCCAGCCCCACCCACCUGCCCACCCCGCCCCAGGCGCCAUCAGGAGCAGGCUAGGGGGCAGGCCUGGGCCCAGCUCCGGGCUGGCUUUUUGCAGGGAGCAGGUGGAGGGGACAGGUCUGCCGAUGGGGGUGGGAGCCUGUCUGCUGGGCUGCCAGGCGGCACUACUGCAAGGGGUGGGAGCCUGGCUCGGGUGUGGCUGAGACUCUGGACAGGGGCUGGGGUCCUCCUGGGGGACAGCACAGUCAGUGGAGAGAGCCAGGGGCUGGAGGUGGGGCCCACCCCAGCCUCUGGUCCCAGCUCUGCUGCUCACUUGCUGUGUGGCCUCAAGCAGGUCACUGGCCUCUCUGGGCCUCCGUCUCCACAUCUGUACAAAUGGGAACAUUACCCCCUGCCCUGCCUACCUCACAGGGCUGUUGUGAGGAAUUGAUGAGAUGAUGUAUGUGAAACACUUUGUAACCUGUAAAGCGCUGUGCACACGUG
Pongo pygmaeus (Bornean orangutan) is the source of this 4185-nucleotide messenger RNA. It is a transcript of the gene LINGO1, whose product is annotated as leucine rich repeat and Ig domain containing 1. The record is from RefSeq and is a predicted model, not a curated record. The transcript is spliced from 7 exons. NCBI's taxonomy places the organism in Eukaryota, Metazoa, Chordata, Mammalia, Primates, Hominidae. Gene Ontology annotation, molecular function: protein binding. Gene Ontology annotation, cellular component: plasma membrane. The coding region runs from base 1324 to 3168 and encodes 614 amino acids.